Boleophthalmus pectinirostris (great blue-spotted mudskipper) is the source of this 3262-nucleotide messenger RNA. It is a transcript of the gene slc4a1ap, whose product is annotated as solute carrier family 4 member 1 adaptor protein. Gene Ontology annotation, molecular function: protein binding; mRNA binding. NCBI's taxonomy places the organism in Eukaryota, Metazoa, Chordata, Actinopteri, Gobiiformes, Gobiidae. The record is from RefSeq and is a predicted model, not a curated record.
AUAAACAUGGCCGCUUCCCCGUCGUCUGAGCAGUGUGUGGAAAACACAAGUGAAGAAAUAAACUCUAUAAUGGAAACAUCUGAAGCCACAGGUGUAGACCACGAUGAAAAACCCGAAACGGAAAAUGGGUCUAAAGCGGAGGUAGAAGCAGAUGAGCCUUUUAAAAAGCCGGCUCUUUUUGCGGCCCCUUCCUCAGCUAAGCGGGCUACUGUCACUGCUCCAACCAAGACUCCAACAUCUGAGACAAGUGUCGUCAAAGAGGACAAAAAAGAUGAAACUGUGGAUGCUCAAACUGUACCCGACAAGGAGACACAAAAAGAAAGAAUAAAGGAUGCCGAUGAGCCAAAAAGGCAAACGGAUUCUAUCAAAAGAAAACAUGAAGCUAAAUCUAAAGCGCUUCCUAAAGGUCCCCCGCCUGGUAAAUUCCCUCCUCUUCCUUACACAGAACCGAGUUGGGGUGGUAAAGCUCCAGAUAUUCCGUACUCUAUAGAAAUCCUAAAAAACGGUGCCAUUGUAAACACGAUACCGCUUAAAGACGGGAGCUUCUUCGUUGUCGGACGUUUACCCGUGUGUGAUGUAGCUUUGGAGCAUCCGUCCAUCUCCCGGUACCACGCAAUCAUCCAGUACCGAGGAGAGUCCGGCGAAACGGACUCUGUGGGUGAGGAGAGGGGCUUCUACGUCCAAGACCUGGGCAGCACACACGGAACCAUUGUGAACAAGAACAAGAUCCCACCAAAGACUUACAUUAGACUAAAAGUUGGGCAUGUGUUAAAGUUUGGUGGGAGUACAAGACUUUUUAUAUUACAGGGUCCAGAGUCUGAUGAGGAGGAGGAGUCUGAGUUUACUGUGACAGAGCUGAAGGAGCGCGCUCGAAAGCAGAGAGAGGAACUGGAGAAAAGGAUGAUGGGAGCUGGUUCUGAUGAUGAGGAAGAGGAGAAAGGAGAGAAUGAGGAAGACAAGAAGAACCAGAGCAAACAGUCAAAUGAGGAUUCAGGCUGCUUGUGGGGAAUGGCUGAUGAUGCCAUCGCCGAGGAUGAAAAUGAAGAGAACCCUUUCUCAACAGAAUUUCAAGAGGAUCAAGAAGCAGCCUAUCUCAAAGAUCCAAAGAAAACACUCCAGGGAUUUUAUGACAGAGAAGGAGAGGAGCUGGAGUUUGAGUAUGAAGAGAAAGGCUCAGGAACAUGGCUUUGCAGAAUCAAGUUACCGGUUGACGAUGCCAAGGGAAGGCAGCUAGUGGCUGAGGUGACCAACACAGGAAAGAAGAAAGAGGUGACAGUUCAGUGUUGCCUGGAGGCGUGUCGCAUGCUGGAGGCUCGAGGGCUGCUGCGCCAAGAGGCAGUGUCCCGGAAGCGUAAGAAGAAAAACUGGGAGGAUGAGGAUUACUAUGACAGUGAUGAUGAUACUUUCCUGGACAGAACCGGCACAGUGGAACGAAAGAGACAGGAGAGGAUGAAAAAAGCAGGGAAGAUAGAGGAGCGAGCUGAAACCUUUGAAUCUCUGGUGGCCAAACUGGCAGGGGUGGAAAAGGAGUUAGAAGUCACUCAGAAAAAGCUUGAUUCUGGAAGGAAAGAUUCUUCCGCGUCAUCUACUGAGGAUCCUCUGGAUGCUUUCAUGACAGCUGUAAGGAGUGAGGCGGCUAUGGAUGGUGUAGAGCGCAGAAAACUCCACGUUCAUCUUGCCGAUCUGAGGAAAGAAGUUCAGAGACUUCGCAAACUGGUUGAACUUACACGGCCUGUCCAGUUACCAACACUUGUACCAAGCAGCAGCUCAGAGCCAGAAAAGAAAAAAACCCUUCCACUUUUUGGGGCUAUGAAGGGUGGCAGUAAAUUCAAACUCAAGACUGGUACAAUUGGGAAAUUGCCCCCAAAGCGUCCUAAUCUACCCGCAGAGCUCUUCAAUAUGAAAGAGCUGCCUCCAGAUGGGGAGGAAGAAGAGGAAGAGGAAGAAGAGCACAAAAUGGAGGACAAUGAUAACAAUGAUAAAAAUUGUGUAAAUAUGUCUGAACCUGAAACAGAAGAGGAGACCAGAACAUCAGCAACCGAGCAGAUGGUAGAAGAAGAAAAUGAGGAAGGAAGACCAAGGCCAAGACUAAAAGAGCACAGUUCAAAAGUAUUGAAAGGAGACAAACGGACAGAAGCAGUGAAGAAGGUCAAUAAAAGUCCCAUGAAUAAGGAAACUUCAUCAGAUCCAACUUGCUCAGAGUCCAAGCCAGAUGACAGCAGUGAAACAGCAUCUGUGUCUAUUCCCAAAAAGAAGAAAGUCAUUGGCCCGAGCAGGCCACCUGUGCCACUCACCGGGGGAAAGUAUCCAGAUGAUGACCCUGAUUAUUGUGUGUGGGUGCCUCCUGUGGGUCAGACUGGAGAUGGUCGUACACACCUAAAUGACAAAUAUGGCUACUGAGGGACCAUUCUUACUCAACUUCACCAGCCUUUCUAUACCAGUGAAUACCUACAAUACAAAGUGGUCUACUUAGCUCUAGAAAGCCUACUAUUGGUCAUUCUGAGAAAUGGAGAGGCAGACCAAUAAAACUGUCCCGAACCCACUCGUUGAGACAAUAAUGCACCCUUUUCAGCUUUUGGGACUAUUUACAGAGUGAUAAACAAAACCACACCAUGUCUAUUCACUUAAAUUGAGAAUGCUGGAGAAGUGCCCUCCAUCUAAGCAGACACUGGGCAGUUGGCCUGCUGGCACUUUUGUACUCAGAGAUGGGGUCACACUUAAAAUUUUGUCAUUUAAUUUCAGUGAGCUGCUUCACUAUAUCUACUGAGUGGAAAAUACUAAGGGACAGAGCAGGGACAUUUAACUGAUCUCAAUUCAGCUUUCUCUUCCUGUUAAAUUCACCUGACACCCAGUCCGUCUACCCACUCCUGUUUGGCACUAGUCAAUUGCUGGCAUAACCUUUUUUUUUUUUCCAAAAGAGAAUGCGUAGCAGGGAGAGAGAAAGAGAGGAAGGCAUUGAAGCAGCUUUUCUGACCAUCUGGACACUUGGAUGGCUAACUGGAUGAAAUGCAAGCUGAUAAUGACUCAAGCUAAGUGAAGUGUGUGUGUCUGUAUAUACACUGACACACAUGCAAAGUUCUUAUUUUAACAGGAUUUCCCAAUAAGCCCGUCAGCACUUGAACUGUUUGCAUGAAGUAGGAUUCCUUUAUGUGUAAUUCCUACUAAUUGCGCUUGUAUUCUCUUGUUUGUGCUCUCUGUAAUGUUGUCAAAUGAUUGUAUUUUGUUAUAUAAAAAUGUAAUUAAAUUCAAUAAUUGUUACUGA